Larimichthys crocea (large yellow croaker) is the source of this 2004-nucleotide messenger RNA. RefSeq names its product hematopoietic cell-specific Lyn substrate 1 (gene hcls1). Gene Ontology annotation, cellular component: plasma membrane; site of polarized growth; cortical actin cytoskeleton. The transcript is spliced from 16 exons. Gene Ontology annotation, biological process: cell migration; regulation of actin filament polymerization. The record is from RefSeq and is a predicted model, not a curated record. The coding region runs from base 131 to 1732 and encodes 533 amino acids. Gene Ontology annotation, molecular function: actin filament binding. NCBI's taxonomy places the organism in Eukaryota, Metazoa, Chordata, Actinopteri, Sciaenidae.
GACCGUUAGCUCCGCGUGCACGUGUCGCCCCUUGUCAGGCUGUCACAACUCCUCCAACAAAUCAACAAUAACAACAUUUCUCGCUGUAACAUCCACAUAAACACGGACAUAUCGCCCUGACAGCUUGAAGAUGUGGAAGUCAGUCGUGGGCCACAAUGUGAGCAUGAAGGUGGCUGCAGAGGGGGACGACUGGGAGACAGACCCCGACUUUGAGAAUGACGUAUCAGAGCAGGAGCAGAGGUGGGGAGCGAAGACCAUCGAGGGCUCGGGACGUAAAGAGCACAUCAGUGUUGCAGAGCUCAGAAGCAAAGUCGCUUCGGAGCACGAGCAGGUGAAGCAGAAGGAACGCGUCCCCAAAGCGUCGUACGGAUAUGGAGGGAAGUUCGGAGUGGAGAAGGACCGAAUGGACAAGGCGGCUUUGGGGCACGACUAUGUGGCACAAGUCGAGCAACACUCCUCCCAGAAAGAUGCUGCACAAGGGUUCGGUGGGAAAUACGGUGUUCAGAAAGAUCGCAUCGACAAGUCUGCCAUGGGCUUUGAAUACAAAGGGGAGGUGCAGCAGCAUGCGUCUCAGAAAGAUUACUCAAAGGGAUUUGGAGGGAAAUACGGCGUGGAGAAGGAAAAAGUGGACAAGGCGGCUUUGGGGUACGACUAUAAAGGCCAGACAGAGAAGCAUCAGUCACAGAAAGACUACGCAAAGGGAUUCGGAGGAAAGUACGGGGUGGAGAAGGAGAAGGUGGACAAAGCUGCUUUGGGAUACGACUAUAAAGGAGAAACAGAGAAGCACCAGUCACAGAAAGAUUACUCAAAAGGAUUUGGAGGGAAGUUCGGCGUCGAGAAAGAGAAGGUGGAUAAAGCCGCCUUGGGUUACGAUUAUAAGAGCGAGACAGAGAAACAUCAGUCACAGAAAGAUUAUUCAGCAGGUUUUGGAGGUCGCUAUGGAGUACAGGCCGACCGCAUGGAUAAGAGCGCAGCUGGCUUCUCAGACAUCGACUCCCCGACCUCUGCUUAUAAAAAGACACAACCGAUAGAGGCCUCAAGUGCAGGAGCAGGAAAACUGAAGGCACGUUUCGAGAACAUGGCCAAGGCCUCAGACGAAGAGAACAGGAAGAAAGCCGAAGAAGAGAAAGCGAGGAGACAGGCCAGAGAGAGCCGAGAGCGAGAGCUCGCCAAACGCAGACAGGAGGAGGAGAGGAGCAGAGAGGAGGAGGAGGAGGAGGAGGAGGAGGAAGCUCCACCUCCUGUUCCAGAUGUGGCUCCAGAGUACACCAUGCCAUCACCAGAAAUCCACGAGCACGUGCCAGAUGUAGAAGAAACACCAGAACCAGAGCCAGAGCCAGAACCAGAGCCAGAGGAGGAUCCGGAGUACGAACAGCCUCCGGAUUUGCCUCCACGCUCGGAGGAAUUCUUGGAGCUUGACGCUCCCCCGCUCCCCGAGAGGUCGGCACAAGUAGACAGUCAGGAGGACGAAGUGGGGGACGAAGGGGAGUACGAAGAACUCGUCGAACCGCCUCCUGCACCGCUGACAGCGGUGGAUAACGACUAUGAAGACCUGUCAUGUGGUCAGAAGGCGGUAGCGAUUUAUGACUACGAAGGAGAGGCGGACGAUGAGAUCUCCUUCAACCCGGACGACAUCAUCACCAACAUAGAGAUGAUCGACGAGGGCUGGUGGAAGGGACAGUGUCGCGGACGAAUGGGCCUUUUCCCGGCUGCUUACGUUCAGCUGAUGUAGUGAGCAAACACGCUCAGGAGGGUUUCUGCACAAGCUUCACUUUUGCACUCGAUCUGUCUCAGAUUUAUCAGGUUGUUCAACAGAAGAAAACUCAAAUAUAUUUUAGCACUGUAUUUAUACACUCAACAGAAAUAUGAAGACGACACACGGAAGUUUGUUUCUGCUCAACUUGUUUGGGUUUAUUUGUUGAGAAAUUUGCACUUCUUGGCCAGGAUAAUCAUUCUACCUGACAGGUGUCACUAUGACACAGGUGAGCUCUGGACUGCUCACAA